GUCUUCUUGUUUUCAUAAUUCUUAAUCCAAAGAUGGCCAUGCAUUUCGGGCCCCAGUUACAAUUACAUGCAAUUUUCUUGCUUGUUUUUCUAGCAUUUCAUGCAUCAAGCUGUGAACAAGAGGACUACUGGCAGAUGAAGCUACCAAAAGUCCCUAUGCCACAAGCUAUCACGGACAAUCUAUUUCAUCCUAAAGGUCAGAUGUCAAUAAUGACUCCAAGCAUCGAGACAAAGGAGAAGGCCUCUCAAGGUAGCAACUAUGCAGAUCAGGCAAAGAAGGCUAAUAUGAACCAACCAUUCACUGUCUUCGGUUGGAAAUACGAUGCAAAUAACGAAAAAGAGAAGGUUGGUAUAGACCAACCUUACACUGUCUACGGUUGGAAAUACAAUGCCGAUGAUGCAAAAGAGAGAGUUGGUAUUGACCAACCUUACACUGUCGACGGUUGGAAAUACAAUGCUGAUAGUGCAAAAGAAGCCGAUAGUGCAAAAGAAAAGGUUAAUAUAGACCAACCUUACACUGUCUACGGUUGGAAAUACAAUGUUGAUGAUGCAAAAGAGAGAGUUGGUAUAGACCAACCUUACACUGUCUACGGUUGGAAAUACAAUGCCGAUGAUGCAAAAGAGAGAGUUGGUAUUGACCAACCUUACACUGUCUACGGUUGGAAAUACAAUGCUGAUAGUGCAAAAGAAGCCGAUAGUGCAAAAGAAAAGGUUAAUAUAGACCAACCUUACACUGUCUACGGUUGGAAAUACAAUGCUGAUGAUGCAAAAGAGAGAGUUGGUAUAGACCAACCUUACACUGUCUACGGUUGGAAAUACAAUGCCGAUGAUGCAAAAGAGAGAGUUGGUAUUGACCAACCUUACACCGUCUACGGUUGGAAAUACAAUGUUGAUAGUGCAAAAGAAGCCGAUAGUGCAAAAGAAAAGGUUAAUAUAGACCAACCUUACACUGUCUACGGUUGGAAAUACAACCAAGAGAAUGGUAAUAAAGAAAAGGUUCACGAAGUGAGUUUUGGAUCGGUUUUUUUCGUCGAGAAAAGCUUGCGCCUUGGAGAGAAAUUAAAGCAUGAUUUUCAAAAGACUCCAAGUGUUCCUUUUUUGCCUAAGCACAUUGCUCAAUCCAUCCCUUUCUCGGGGGAUAAAUUCACUGAAAUACUCGAUUUAUUUUCGAUAAAACCUGGAUCUAUAGAAGUAACGGGAAUUAAAGGAACCCUUGAUAUCUGUCUGCAUAGACCAAAGGUGGAAAAGGAAAACAGGACUUGUGCCCAAUCCAUGGAAGACGUUGUAGAUUUUGUUGUAAGGGAGGUCGAACGAUGUUGAAUUAAGAAUGAUGAGGAGCGAUAUUGAGGUGCCUAAAGGCAUACAAGAUUACGUGUUAACAAAAGUGAAGAAGUUGGUUGUACCAGGCAAUACUGCUGCUGCAUGCCAUAGGAUGAGCUACCCUUACGUCGUGUACUACUGUCACCACCAACAAGACAUUGGUCAUUACGACGUAACUUUGGUUAGCCCAACCUCUGGUAACACCAUCCAAACCACCGCCGUAUGUCACUAUGACACAUACGCGUGGAAGCCUAAUGUCCCAGCCCUUCAAUACCUUGGGAUCCGCCCUGGUGAUGCCCCGGUCUGUCAUUUCUCUGCCAUAAAUGAUAUGUUUUGGAGCCUCAAAGCUAACUCCAAAUCUCUCGACAUGGUUGUGUAAAAUUAAUAUGUUAUGAACAUGUACCAUGUGUAACGCAUGUAACGUAAAUAAUAGCGUAGCAUGGUAUAUAUGUUAUACUAUCCAUGCAUGUAACUUACAAGCUACAAUUACGUAGUAUGUAUUGUAUGUUGUGCUUGUAUUCUACUUUAAAUAAUCUAAUUAUCCUACUUUAUUGUAAC
Molecule: messenger RNA, 1877 nt
Organism: Chenopodium quinoa (quinoa)
Lineage: Eukaryota; Viridiplantae; Streptophyta; Magnoliopsida; Caryophyllales; Amaranthaceae
Product: feeding circuit activating peptides-like
Exons: 5
Coding region: 33-1319 (428 amino acids)
Source: RefSeq, a predicted model, not a curated record